Molecule: messenger RNA, 6331 nt
Organism: Manis javanica (Malayan pangolin)
Lineage: Eukaryota; Metazoa; Chordata; Mammalia; Pholidota; Manidae
Gene: SREK1IP1
Product: SREK1 interacting protein 1
Molecular function (GO): nucleic acid binding; zinc ion binding
Source: RefSeq, a predicted model, not a curated record
AACUGGAUCAGCGGCUACUUGGUUCCGCCUCCAGCAAGGGCCUUCCCUAACUGUCACGGAGGUGCCGCGCCGUGGGUGGAAGAGGCCGCCCUCGCCGUUCGUUGUGCUCGCGGCCCGCGGGAAGGGAGCGCGCUCUCGAAAGCUGAGGGCUCCUGCGACCCCUUCUUACCAGCUCAAUGGCCGUCCCAGGUUGCAACAAGGACAGUGUCCGAGCAGGCUGUAAAAAAUGUGGCUACCCUGGUCACCUGACAUUUGAAUGCCGCAAUUUUCUCCGAGUAGACCCCAAAAGGGACAUAGUUUUGGAUGUCAGCAGCACAAGUAGUGAAGAGAGUGAUGAAGAGAAUGAAGAACUGAAUAAAUUGCAGGCCCUACAAGAAAAAAGAAUAAAUGAAGAGGAGGAGAAGAAAAGAGCAAAAAGCAAAGAUAAAAUCAAGUUGAAAAAAAAAAGAAAAAGGUCUUACUCAUCCAGUUCCUCUGAAGAGGACACUUCAAAACAAAAGAAACAGAAAUAUCAGAGGAAAGAAAAGAAAAAAGAAAAGAAGAGUAAGUCGAAAAAGGGGAAACAUCACAAAAAGGAAAAAAAGAAGAGAAAAAAGGAAAAGCAUUCUUCUGUACCUAAUAGUUCUGAAAUCUCCAAAAAGUAACUGGGAUUUUGGCCUAAGCUAUCAAAUUUUUAAAUUGGUUUUGAAAAUUAUUUGAUCUUCCUUAGAGUUUGCUGUAUAAUUAUGCUUUGCAGUAAAUCACAGCCUUUUCCAUAUAUAUUCUUUUUCAUGUAUGGGACCAUUAUCCUCUGGCAAUAUAUUUCUAAUGUGGUAUGAUUAUAAAGUAGUGAAUCAAUCUUAUUACUUGAUAACCAUGUACCAAGUAUGGAUAGUUGUACAUAGAAAACAUCAUUUUUGGUACUUGUGUGUCUGUGUGAUCAGUGUUACUAGUUCAUAAGUUGAUUGUAAAUGUCUUUACUACAGUCAACACAGGUAAUCUACCUAGCAGUUAAUGAGUAUUUCUGAAUCAAGUGUCCACCUUCCAGUGAUAAAAUAAGGCAGGGUAUAAUGCUUUGCUCUAGACACUGAACAGUUUAAUAGCUUUAUAUUCUUUGAUAAUGUUUAAAGAUAGUGAAAUUCUUCAGUGUCGUUUUUAAAUCUCUAGCCUUAUUUUGGAUGUCAUAGGAGAUGAAACUGCUUUAUCUGUCUUGACUGGACUUUUUAAAUGAAUGGUGUUGGCAGGAAGAUGAUAAUGAAAAUAUUUAUUACAAAAUUUCACCAUUUUAUGAAAUACAGAGUUUCUAGUACCUGCCUCCUUUGUUUUUGUAACAAUUAAAAUAUUUCUUCCACGUUUAAAAAGACAAGUCUAGUUCAGCUUAUUGGUAAGUCCCAUAGAGAUGAUGCUGCGUUUGGCAGGGUUUUUAGAAUAGACUCCUAGGUUGUUUUACUAAUGUGCCAUAUUGGCAUGUCUUAAAGUGAUACCUCAACCACAGAACUUUUUAUUUAAGAGGAUGACAGCUAAAUCUUCAUUAGAACUGAUUUGUAUUAUAUUCGUUAUGUAAAUUUUAUGAAGCUUGUUUCUAUGAGCAAUAUGGGAAAUUUUUAUAAAUGGGAACAUACAUAUUUAUUUGUCUGAAAUAAUUUAUAGUUUUGAAGCAAGUCUCACAUUGAAUUUCCGGUUUCAUAAGUGACCAGUUUGGGGUGUUUCUCACUUUUACUUUGGUCAUAAACCUCAGGAGCAGUGACAAAAAUUUAGGAUUAUGAAUUUUAUUCUGUACUUUUUAAAAUUUAAGAGUCAGGCAAUUACAUCAUGAAAGUCUUUAUAUAACAAUAAAAACUUUAUAUGAAUAAGCAGUUUCAAACACAUAUUAGUAAAUACAAAUGUUUCUUACACUUUUAAUUCCACAUUGAUCAGUGUUUCUUACUUUGCUUAAAUACUUGGGUAUCCCUUAUGCCCAGUAAGUUAAAUACUUACUAUUGUAGCAUCAUUGAAAGUCAAGUUGUCAUGCACAGCACCAAAGAUUGCAAGUACCUCACCGUGGUGCAGUUAUAAAUUUUUUAACUGGUAACCUAUAGCUAUGGCUGCAGGUGAAUUUUUUAUGGUGAAAUCAGGUAAGUACACAUAACCUCCUAGGUUGGAAAGGUGUACUGAUUUUUCCUUCACCUAGCAUGACCUCAGUAAGAUUGGGGAAGUGUCAUAACGCCUUUUAACAUAUACUUAUCAUGCUCAAAUUGUAGGAAAGCCAUGCCCCCAUCCCUUAGUCUGGUAUUAUAGCCAUGGAGGCCCUCACACUUCUAGCUUUUCAAUAACCUCAUUUAGUCAUAUGGCUUCCUCAAAAAGAAGUUCUCCUGUUUAAAUAGUUAAAUCAAUUGUUUGGAGAGAAUCAGGGCUAUUAGGGUCUUAAGGAUUUGUUUUGCCUUUGCUGUAUUUUGUAUAUUUUUUUAACUGUAUUUUAAUGAAAAAUACAGUUCUUUGGUAUCAAGAUAAAAAAAGUUAAGGAAAAACACUUCAAAAAAACUGACUGGAAAAUGCUACAUGAAAAGGAUAGCCUCAUCCCACUGAGUGUGUAACAUGAUUAAAAAUAAUAAUUAUAGUGAAAUAGUUAAUACAAUUAUUUGUAAGUUUUAUUAAUUGUAGAGCUUAUAAAUUGGCUCAUUAGAUGUAUUUUCUGAAUGGUGACAUGAUUAAUAAUGGUUCAGAAGAAUUAUAUAAAAUUCAGCCCUCAUUAACUAAUAUAGUUUGCAAAAUAAAAUAUUAUAAUGCUCAGUAAUUUUUCCCCUAGAAAAAAUACUGGAAUUAUUAAGUAAAUUUCCCAUAGUAAGAGAAUAAUUUAUGAAAUGUCUCAUCUGAUACUCAUUUAUUUUCCCUACAGUAAUUUUCUUUUGAAGUGGUAUUUUUAUUGGGAUUGGAUGCAAAACUCACUAAUACAUUUUAGGAGAAAAUUAGUGAAAUUUCCUCUCAGGAAGUCUGUAACAGAAAGAAAACUGAAUUUAAUAGUAAAAAUCUAAAACUCCCGGCCUUUCUACCUACCUCUGUGACCUCCACAAAGUUAUCUAGCAUCUCUGCACCUUGGUGUCUUUCAUCUGUAAAAUACUGUACCAAAUUAUCUUUGAGAUUCCUUCCAGUCCUUCAUAUAUAUGAUUAUCAAUAUUCUAGUAAAAUUCAAGUUGUAUUCAUUUUAGAAAUUGAUACAGAUAAAAACAGAUAGCUUUCUCUAAUGGUAAAGGUUGAAUUUAUUAGUUUAACUGUUAAACAUAUUUAUUUUGAGCAGAUAAUUGAUAUCUGGCUCACAUUCUUACCACACAAUGUGUCUUUUUUACUACAUGCAGACAGAAUUUAUAUUUGUUAUCUGUAUUACCUUAUCUGAACAUUUUUGAGGUUGUUGCUUUUUGGCUGAUGGACCUACUCCCCACAGUUUCCUGUCUCUUUUCUCCAUAUAUGAUCUGUUGGAUAAAAUCUCUGAGUUAUCCUAGUUCUUCACACUUAAUACAUACCUGUUUAUGUCUUUGGUUUUCUGAGGCUGAAACAUCAAUAAAUAAGGAAUAAAACAAAUGUAUGUAUAUUUACUAGUCACUCUGUCUUAAAGCAUCUAAGAUUGUAUAACCCUAGGUCACCUUCAACUACUAGGUUGAAGAUAUUAAGUGUUGAUAAAACUGCCAUUGAGUCCUUUCUUCAACAUUUAUUGAGUGUCCAGCAUGGCAAACACUCUGCUAAGUACCAGGGAUACAGAGAUUAAUAAGACUCAUUUACUUCCCUGAAGGUUCAUAGUCUAGUUAGUAGGAAAAAUAGGAGAACAUAUCAUCACAUAAUAAAUGCAGUAAUUGACCCAAAUAUGCUUUCAUAGAAACACAGAAGGGUGCUUAAUCUAGUCUAGGGAAGUUACCUAGAGGAAGUGAGGCCUGAAGUGCAUUUUGCUUGAGGAUGAGGGUGGGAGUUAUGGCAGUUCCUGACAGAGUGGGCACUGUGAACCAAGGCCACAAUAGGAGAAGCUGGGGGUGGAAGUGUGUGUCAAGAAGUACAAGUAAUAACGUGAGACAGGAAGUGCUAAGAAUUGCAUCUACCAUUCCCAGUUCUCAGGAACAGGAGAAGGAGGUCUUACGUUCCAUAUUUGGGAGCUUGGACUUUAAUCUGUAAGUGGUGAGACACUGUAAAAUAGUUUUAAGGAAAGAAAUGGCUUAUUAGGGUUUGGUUUCAUCCAUUUCAUAAUCCAUUUCCACAUUUUUAAAAGAUGAAAUUGCUCUCAUUAGAGGACCCCAGAGAAAAUAAUUUGAAUCUUUUAUGUCCUAUUAUUUGUACUUUUUCUAGAUCUGCUUGUCUAAGAAAUUAUUACCAAAAAUUACACUUUUGUAGUGUAUUUAAGGCUUCUAAAAAAUGUAUAAAGCUACUGUGUUUUUUGUCAGACCCAUCCCCAAAAUUGCAUGCAUAUGCACAAACUUUGAAAUGUGCUUUGCUUUUAAUUUUAUUUUAGAUUAUUUUUUACUGACUUAAAUUCUGUCAGUGUUAGUAUUUGUUAGGUCAAAAUAAAUUAUCUAAAAUAUAUUUUUUCAAUGUACAGACUGCUGUAAUUUGAUAAGAGUUCUUUAAAAAUAUUUUAUUCAAUCUAUGAAGCACAACUGCUUCGUAGUUACAGAAACAUACCCGUUAAGUCUCCCUCAGGCAACCUGGCUCCAUAGGGAGUGAGUGCUUCAAGAACUCCAGCUGGUCCCAGUGCUGGGAUUCAGUCCUCUGGGCAGUUGGCAUGCAAGAACAGUGUUUCUUUUGUGGGUGUGACAGUACUCCCACUUGCAAAGUCCAGCGCCUUCUGACCUCAUUUGUCUCCGCCCAACUCCUCUAAAAACAUGCAGAGUGCCAGAGAACAGGGAUGCCUGUCCUAGAGCACAGCCCAUGAUGCCCCAGCCAUCAUACGGUACCCGUGUGGCCCAUAGGUUACGGGUCUGGGGGCCCAUGGCCAUACUGCUGGCCCUGAGUCCCCAGGUUUCCUUCUGUCACUUACGGCAUCUGCCUUUGCCCUUGAGUAACAAAAGUAGAGCUGUAUCAGUGCCUUAACUAGGCUUACUCAACCUAGAUUUUCACCUAAGGCAACAUCUAAUUAGUAAUAAAUAAUAUCUGUGUAUCAAAACAGCCAAAUUUCAAUUUUUCUCAAGUCAAAGCUGGAUAUAAGAUCACAUACCCACAAAUGCUUAAUGUGCUUUCACAAGAAUGAAUGAAAAUUCUUCAUGACUAUAUAAAGUAUCAUUUUUAUAAUGAAUAUAUUAACUUUCAAACUUCAUACAUACCUUAAGCAGUUUAUAUUUUUAAACAUUGGCAGAAUUGUGCUCUUCUUGAAUGCAGUAGGAUGUUGCAAUAAUGAUCUAGAAUUAUGCUCUCAAUAUAGCCACAUUUGGAUAUUUAAAUUUAAAUUUAAUAAAUAAAAAUGUUUUUAUUUCUUCAGUUGUACCAGCCACAUUUCAAGUAUCCAGUAGCCACAUGUAAGUAGUGGCUACCAUGCCACAGUGCAGAUACAGAAAAUGCAUUUCCAUCAUCACAAAACUUCCACUGGGCAGUGCUGAUCUUGAAGAUAUCCCCAGUUCAUGGCAGAAAUUGACAGCCUAAUGACCGAAAGUUUCUAGCCCUGAGUUUUGCACACCCAAGAGCAAUAAGGCAUUAGGUUCUUUUUUUUUCUAUCAGAUCAGAGAAGCUGUAAUCAGCACAUUUUGAAAGGCUAUUCUUCCAAGUACAGAAACUAUACAUAACACAGUAGAUGUGUUCAGCAGCUUAAGCUUAAAAUUAAUCCCUUUUUCCUAUUGAGUUAUAAAACCAGGUCUGUAUUCUUAUACUAGGAUUCAUAUUUAUGAAUAAAACCUUUUAAGGCAAUUAUAAUUUGUAGAGACUGUAGUUUUAUUUCUAGAUGUCUAAGUGGGAUUACUGAAGUAGUCUUAGAUGGGACCGGAGAAUUUGUUUUGUAAUUUUCAUUACAGAAAUUCCUUAGGCACUUUAUUAGUAAAGGAUUUUUGUUAUGGCUGUCCCUUAGUAUGCAGAAAAUAUUUAUUAUGCAGAUUAUACAUUGUGAUAUAUUUUGUUAUUAGAUGUUAGCUUUUAUAAAGGCAAUAUAUUCUUUGUGUGCCCAAGAAAUCCUCUAAAAAAGGCUUCUAAGAGUCUUAACAUGCCACCUCUAGGUUAUAAGACUAUUCCCCCUGAGAUUUACCUGUCCAGUACCAUCUCUUAGAAAAUAACUGUUUCUAAUAGCAAAAAAUUGUGAAAUGCUGGUCAUGUGACACAGAUUUUUCAUUGUAUCUUAAUAAAUUUCUUUAUCUGUGUUGAUAAAUUCUUUUAUGUCUCCAGAAGUAUUAGCAUAAUUUCCAUGUAAUGC